Molecule: messenger RNA, 2769 nt
Organism: Helianthus annuus (common sunflower)
Lineage: Eukaryota; Viridiplantae; Streptophyta; Magnoliopsida; Asterales; Asteraceae
Product: probable transcriptional regulator SLK2
Exons: 10
Coding region: 444-2636 (730 amino acids)
Biological process (GO): negative regulation of transcription by RNA polymerase II; positive regulation of transcription by RNA polymerase II
Cellular component (GO): nucleus; transcription regulator complex
Source: RefSeq, a predicted model, not a curated record
CACUUCUCACCAUCGCCGGAUCUAACUUCCACUUCAAUCUUCUUACUAACCGGCUACAGCCAGUGCACCACCCCCUUACCGGCCCUUCCGGUCACUCCCCCUCUCCAAGUCCCGCUAGGUAUAUAAUAAACAUCGAUCGAACUCUGCAAAAAGUUUCUGCUCCUUCACCACGACGUCUACAUUCAAAGCUGACUUUUUCCUUUGUUCUUAUCAUUGCAAAACCCUAGAGCUUAGAGUCGUCUUUAUCAGCAAAGAAACCCAUUUUUAAAGUAAUGACUGAAGUUGGUGAUAUAGAAAGUUAGAAAGACAAGAUUAAGGUAUUGUUUAAAGGUGAAAGGAUAAUAAUUCAUCUAGUGUUUAUCUAUAACUGAUACAUUGUACCAUUAAUAACACUGGCUCCGGAUACUUACUUGGGUGCCAGCCAAGAAUCAGCCUUCAACCGUAUGGGCCCUUCUCGGGCCGGUGGGGGAAUGAUAAAUUCUUCAUCAAGUUCUGGCAUCUUUUUUCAAGGAGAUAUGACAAAUCCGAUUGGAAAUGUUCAGAUGGGAUCGUUUGGGAACAUGUCGAAUCCGGUUCCCAGAAAUAUACAUCCAAGUGUUCCUCCUGUCUUUGCAGACAUGCCCAACAAUGUUAUGAAUAGUGUCGCUACUUCGGGUACGAGCAUCGGUGCAAGUUCGAUGGUUACAGAUGCUAAUUCAGGGCUUUCGGGAAGCGGGCCACAUCUCCACAGAAGUGCAAGUAUCAACACAGAAUCCCAUAUGCGUUUACCUGCAUCACCUUUAUCGUUUUCUUCCAAUAAUAUAAGUAUUUCAGGUUCUUCGAUCAUCGACGGACCGUCUGCGGUACCGCAAAGCUCGAACCAAGAUAACGUGUCGGUGUCUCACUUGCAAAAGAAACCGAGAUUAGAUAUCAAACAGGAAGAUAUGAUGCAACAACAUGUCGUUCAUCAGAUAAUGCAACGACAGGAUACGAUGCAGUUACAAAACCCGAAUCCUCAACUGCAAGCUUUCAUUCAGCAACAACGAUUACGACAACAGCAACAUCAGCACCAGUUGCUGCAGUCUCUGCCGCCAGUGCAACGGGCCCACUUGAUUCAGCAACAACAGCAGCUUCAGCUGAGACAGCAGCUUCAACAACAAGGGUUGCAAUCUGCAUCGGUAAUGAAACGUCCCUAUGAUGGUGGUGUGUGUUCUAGAAGACUAAUGCAAUACUUGUAUCAUCAAAGGCAACGUCCUGCUGAUAAUAAUAUUGCGUAUUGGAGGAAGUUUGUGGCAGAAUAUUAUUCUCCACGUGCCAAAAAAAGGUGGUGCUUGUCUUUAUAUGAUAAUGUUGGUCAUCAUUCGUUGGGUGUUUUUCCCCAAGCAGCUGUAGAUGCGUGGCAUUGUGACAUUUGCGGGUCAAAAUCCGGAAGAGGGUUUGAGGCAACUUUCGAAGUAUUGCCUAGGCUCAGUGAAAUAAAGUUCAGCAGUGGUGUUAUAGAUGAACUUUUAUUUCUGGAUUUGCCUCGAGAGAGUAGAUUUCCUUCUGGAUUAAUGAUUUUGGAGUACGGGAAAGCGGUUCAGGAAAGUAUAUAUGAGCAACUUCGUGUGGUUCGCCAGGGUCAACUUAAAGUUAUUUUUACCCCUGAUUUGAAGAUAUUAACUUGGGAGUUCUGUGCACGCCGGCAUGAGGAACUUCUUCCUCGUCAACUAAUCGCACCCCAGGUGAAUCAGUUGUUACAGGUUGCACAGAAAUGCCAAUCUACAAUUUCAGAUGGUGGAUCUGAUGGGGUUUCCCAGCAAGAUUUGCAGACAAACAGUAAUAUGGUUGUGACAGCCUGGCGGCAGCUUGCCAGGAGCUUGGAGUUGCAAUCUAUAAAUGAUUUGGGGUUUUCUAAACGAUAUGUGAGGUGUUUACAGAUAUCUGAAGUUGUUAGUAGCAUGAAAGACUUGAUGGAUUUCUGUCAAGAAACCAAAGUGGGCCCAAUAGACGGGUUGAAAAGUUUUCCCCGACAGAUGUCGAGCGUUCAAGGCCUCUCAAAUGACCGAACCGAACUUAAUAAGCUAGUUGCACUGCAACCGGACCUGAACAGCCCAGCGAACAACACUAACCAUCAAAUGGCUAACCGCGUAGUUCCACUUAGUGGUGCAGCCCAAUCGGCUGUUACACUUUCAAAUUACCAAAAUAUGUUGAUGAGACAAAAAUCUUUGAAUUCAAACUCCCAACAAGAAUCCCCUAGUUCCAACCAGAACGGGUCGUCGUUACAAAGUUGGGCCUUGCAGAAUAACAGAGUCGGCGGCGGUUGCGCCUUUCCAAAUGCUCAUCUCCUCCAGCAACACCACCAGCAGCCGCCUUCUCAAGGCGACAACCAGGCUGCACAGCGACACAUGAUUCAGCAAAUGUUUCAAGAUAACAAUAAUAAUAACAAUAACAAUGUCGGAGGGGGUGUUGGUGGAGGGCCAAAGCCGUCGGUCUCCGGGCACAGUGGUGGCAGUGAGAGUAUGAGGUAUGGAACGGGACCGACCAGAAGCAACAGCUUCAAAGGUCAUUUAUCUGAAGACAUUGGCGGCGACAUUGGUAGCGUGUUUAAUGAGAAUGGAUUCUUUAACAAUGAUGAUUUUGAGGAAAGUUUUGGUUGGCAGGAUGAACAUAUUUGAUGAAGAUGUUUCUUUGUACAGUUGGAUUGAAUUUGAAUUAUCUUACAUUUAUGAAGGGUUUGUCAUCCAAGUGUAAUCUAUGCUUAUACACAUUUAAGAACUUCCAAGUUUUUAACUGAUAUCUAUGAUUUUC